This is a messenger RNA of Gasterosteus aculeatus aculeatus (three-spined stickleback), 4984 nucleotides long. RefSeq names its product desmoglein-2-like protein. Gene Ontology annotation, cellular component: plasma membrane; desmosome. Gene Ontology annotation, biological process: homophilic cell-cell adhesion. The record is from RefSeq and is a predicted model, not a curated record. Lineage: Eukaryota; Metazoa; Chordata; Actinopteri; Perciformes; Gasterosteidae. Gene Ontology annotation, molecular function: calcium ion binding.
UAGUGCCUCCCUCUCCAGAGGGGUCGAAGUCUGUAGCGAACCCGCCCCGGACCAGUCGUCGCCGUUUGGCUCGGAGAAGAAGACCCAUGCAGCCGGUUCUGGUGUCGGAGGCGGCGGCUCCGCUGCGGCGGAUCCGCCCUCGUUCCCUGCUGCUCAUCGCCGUCACUCUGGUUCUUGUGGGGGCCGAAGGAAACGGGCCCGAGGUACGGAGACACAAACGAGAAUGGAUCAUAGCUCCCAGACAGCUGUACGAGAACCACGACUACACCACCUACGACAGCAUCGCCAAGAUAAACUCUGAUAAGAUCAACUACACAACGAUAUUUUACUAUCUAGAAGGGCCUGGUGUUGACCAGCCCCCCAUAGGGACGUUUGGUAUCGACCGUCGAACUGGAUUUGUGAAAAUCUAUUCCAUUCUGGACCGAGAGAAGAUUUCUUCCUACAAAUUAACAGGAAUCGCAAAGUACGCUGACGGGACCAGAGCUGAAAAGGAUAUCGAGCUUAACAUCGUUGUUUUGGACGUGAACGACUGCCCACCGGUCAUCAAAGUACAGCAAGUCGGAUCCGUCAACGAAUCAAGUGCAGAAGGUACGGUUGUGAUGAAAGUUAUAGCUACUGAUGAUGAUGAAAAGAACUCGCCGCACUCCCAGAUCCACUACAGCAUUGUGGAGCAGAGUAACACAGCUGGCAUGUUCUUCAUCAACUCUCAGACUGGGGAGGUCAUGGUUCGACGCAACACUCUGGACAGGGAGAGACAAGAUACUUACACGUUGAAAAUAAGAGUCUCCGACUUGAAUGGGCAACGUGGAGGAAACACAGGAACGGGUGAAAUUACGGUCAAAAUUCAAGACAUAAACGACAAUAUUCCGACCCUGGAGAAAGAAUCGUACGAAGGGAGUAUACAGGAGAACACUAUCAACGUGGAGGUGAUGAGGAUCAAAGCCGUCGACAUGGAUCUCAUUCACACGGACAACUGGCUCGCCGCGUACAACAUUGUUUCGGGGAACGAGGCCGGCAUCUUCAGCAUCACCACGGAUUCUCAGACCAACGAGGGAAUUAUCAUGAUUCACAAGGCCUUGGACUAUGAGGAACAAAAGUCGGUCAACUUGCAAGUGGCUGUUUCCAACAAAGCAGCGUACAGCUUUGGCAGCGGAGCUCUAACCGGUUCCACUACGCAAAAACCCUACCGGGUCAAUAUCAACGUGCUGAACGAGAAGGAAGGUCCCCGAUUCCAACCAAGCGUCAAAGUGGUGACUAUCUCUGAGGACCACACCGUCACCUCCAUCCAAAAAGUCAUCGCCAACUACGCUGCCAUCGACAGCGACACGCUGAAGAUUGCCUCCAACGUACGGUAUGCCAAACUCAAAGAUGACGACAACUGGCUGAUUAUCGAUGAAAGAACAGGAGACAUCAAGCUGAAUAAACUACCCGACAGAGAGUCCAAGUUCUUGAUCAACGGAACAUAUUAUGCCCAAAUCAUAUGCACCACCAACGAGGUUCCCUCCCAGACGGCCACAGGGACCAUAGCCAUCCAGGUGGAGGACUUCAACGACCACUGUCCGGAACUGACCACUAAAAGCCAGCACAUGUGCGUCGAGGAUAAUGUGAUCUACGUCACGGCCGUAGACAAAGACAAUUUCCCCAAUUCUGCACCAUUUGAGUUCUCGGUGAUUCAGGGGGGGCGAAAGGAGAAAUGGACAGUGGAGCAUUUUAAUGAGACCACAGCCAUUCUGCGAGACCAAGCCAAGCUGUGGCCCGGCAAGUACACAGUGGCAGUGGAGGUCAAAGACCAGCAAGGAAAGUCGUGCGCUCCUGUUCAGGUGAUGGACGUCAUCGUGUGCAAUUGCGAUACCAGCACAAGGAAUUGUAGCUCCCGCGCUGCAAAGACCACCGCUUUCGGGGCUUCGGGGGUCCUGCUGAUGCUCCUGGGACUGCUGCUUCUGCUGUUGCUUCCCCUUCUGCUGCUGUUCUGCCUGUGUGGAGGUGCUGCAGCAAUUGGAGAUUUCAAGGCCAUUCCAUUUGAUACAAAACAGCAGCUCAUCGCAUAUCACACCGAGGGACAGGGAGAUGACCGGGAAGUUCCUCUUCUAUAUGUGCCGGAGCAAGUUAAUGUUGGCACAGUCAACAACAACAGCUUUGGGGCAAAGGGGUACCCAGGAGGAAUGGUUGAACUAGGAGGCGUAGCAGGCGGAGGCGCUGCCCUACACAACUCCUUCUCACGCGAGAACCAGGACCUGUACAACCAACAUCACGUCUCCAGUGGGCAGGUGGGGAUGGACUACGUGGACGCUGGGAUGAUGGCAGGACGAGAGCGGCUCUUCUCCCGGUACAGAGCUGAGGCCUUUGAUGGGAUGGCUCUAUCGGAUCACUUCCUGGCGGACUAUUAUUCACGCCAAUCCGACCAUGCUGCUCACCAAUCGCAGGAAAAGGACGGUCUUCUGGUCUAUGACUACGAAGGCCGGGAGUCCCUGGCAGGGUCUGUAGGUUGCUGCAGCCUUCUUGACAACGACGACGACCUUGCCUUCCUUGAUGACCUUGGGCCUAAAUUCAAAACCCUGGCUGAGAUCUGCAAGGUGUCGGCCGUCGAUUCCGUGGAUGCACGGGUUUCGUUCUCUCAACCCAGACCAGUGUCCCCUGUCUGGCCCUCCACCCGCACCCACGUCAGUGCUCACACAGAGACAACCAGGGACAGGAGCCGGGACCACGUGAACAUCAACACCCUCAACACCUCCAAUGUGGCAUCCGGAUCCUCCACCAUUGUGCAGGAGGAGCGAAUCACUGAGAGAACCCGCGGUUCAGCCACUGCUCCCAGGGUACAAGUCCAAGACCACAUUGUGGUUCCCAGUCAGACGCUGCUCGUGCAGCAGCCCACGAUGUACUACGCCGCCUCUCCCAUGUAUGUGGUCGAGCCCAAUCCCCAAAUGGUGCUGGUGGCGGGGGGGACCCAGCAUGCGGUAGGUCAAGUAGGCCAAGUCGGGCUCAGUCAGGGGCUGGUGCAGGUUAGCGGCAUGCAAGGAACUCAGGGCGUGGUGCUGGUAGAUAGACACGUAGGAACGGGGGGUGUGUCAGGGCAGGUCGGGCAAGGUAUUUCACAAUCAAGCCUCUCCAGAUCCAGGCAAGUGUUCUUGGUGGAGGAUGGGUCCUCAGGUAGGGAGCAAGGGGUGAGCUUGGCACAGGGAAUCGGUCAGAUAGCACACGGGUUUGCGGAGCAGAGUCCGGAGAUCAGAGAUCAAGGUUUUCAGGUUCAAACACAGAGUUUUUCACGGUAUUCCGACAGGGCCACAGGGUCGAAUGAGGACUUUGCUCAGGCAGCCGCGCCCAAAUCACAAGGCACACAGAGAGUCGUUGUGCAACGUAAGAAGGUCUCAGUCACUGAGAGGAACAUGGAGUCUAGUACAAGAGCCUGAAGCAACCGCUUUUCUCUGCAGUUCAACUAAUGUCACACUUGUUUGAUAUGUUCUGAAACAUAUUUUACUGCAUUAAAGCGUAAUGCUGUAAAUAAAUACACAUAUGUUCGUGUAGAUAGAGAGAUUGUGAUGAAAUGGGGAAAAAAAACUGGUAAAAGGAUUGUUUAAUUUGUUACACAACUGACUGUAGUUAACGUGUGAUAUUGACUAUCUCACUAUUGGAGCCACAGAGAAUUGGAUUUCCACUCAAUUUUGUAUAGUAAAAUAUUUUUAAAUAAAUUAAAAAAUGUGCUCACACUAAAAAGUGUAUAAAUGUUUUGUAGGCUACCUCUACACACUAGCUAGUAUUCCUAUCAAGAAUAUAACUGGAACAAAGAAACUCUUUUUAUUACGCAUCACAUGACUCGUUUCUACACAGAAUGACGGCCUUAAAGACCCUGUAUUUAUUUGAGGAACAGAACUCGAAUGGCUUCAGCGGUGGGAGCAGCUAAAGUAAACACAACUAGAACUGGAGCUGAACACAAACGGCAAACGGCGGAUCUUAUCUCCCAACCCACAGGAAAAUUAAAAAAGCAGCCCACAAACAACAAGAGCGGCGUCGACUAGACCCCAAUCCCCCCGUGUAAAUAGUCCUGUCAUUGCUACGGAUUAACAUGUUUAUAGAUAGAAAAUGGCACAUAGAAAAUGCCUCUUAUGUCACUUGUCAAAGGUUCUGUUAGAAUAAGGGUUAUUACUGAAAUUAUACCUCUUGAGGUAUUGAAUUAUGUUGUUAGCGGGGUGUGAUUCUAUAGAUGCUUUGGUUGGGUUUCAUAAUAUUCAUAAUAAUAAGCCUUUCUGCAACAUUUACACUGUUGAAUUUUGUUAAACUGUAACUAACUAACAAGAUUUAAUGAACAUGCUGUUAAUAAACGUGUUUAUCUGUAACUAAACGGUGAAACAUGUUUCUGCUUGCGUCUGCUAAUUCUGUUUGUGUGUAGAACUGACACGUUUCUUAUCAAUAGAUAAAAUAGUCACCACAGACUGUAAACCAAAGAAGAGACGACUAAAAAACAUCUAAAAUGUGUUGUACUUAAAUCUAAUAAAAAAAGUAAAGCUUUCUAUUAUUUCUGCUGAGCUGUGUUUUUUAAUUUGGAUUUUCUAAAAGUGUUCAUUCCAAAGGAUCUAAGUGCCAAUUCCGUAAGAAAAAAGAAAAACAAAGAGGUACAUUUUAACCGACGACCUUAUUUUUACAAACAUAUUAUUAAAUACGGCUUUUAAUAUGUUGUUUUAUUGUGUGUUCCUCCAUCUCUCGCUGUGUGUGAGUAUACGUGUAUAAAGGUAACAUACAUGGGGUGUGGGGAUAGCCGGAUAAAUGAUAGACAAGCUUGGCAAGCACAGAAAACAUGUAAUAGAAUGAUUGUAAUAUUGCUGUAUUUGCUACUGAUGUGUUGUAUUUCCAGCUGGAGUGUUGAAUGUGCUGCACGAAUAUCGCAGACUGCAUAUUGUUUUAUUAACGGACUGCGCUGAAGCAGCCGUGUCAGACACAUUGAUGAGACGUUUUGCACAUCCUGUUGUAAUAAAAUCAGAUGUAAAAGAGA